CUCUGAGCUUUCUGCAUGUAUAUAAUCCCUGAGUUGACCCAGAAAACAAACUCUUCUUUAGAUCGAGAAGCAGCACAGUUUGAAUCCGCCGCAGGGCUGCAUGUAUCCGGAGCAUCAGCUGAAGGGACGAGCCGGGACUUAACGAACUUCUCCGAACGGAUUUCACUUUACGCCAUCGGGGAAAACUUAACCAUGGCUGAACACAUGACGAUGCCCAUGUCUCACGGUUUCCGGAUGGGCAUGAACGGACCAGUGCAGCACAACGGCCAGCCGGGUCUGCGGGGGCUGCCCAACGGCCAGGUGUUGCACUACGGCAGGAACCCUCAGAAUACCACAGAGGGGUUCAUGAGACAGAGACCGAACCUUAUGGGACAAGGAGGCAUGGGCGGCCCUGUGAAUGGAGCUCCAAUGACCAAUCAUCACCACCAGAUGAUGCAUGGGAACAUGAUGUAUAACGGCCAGGGCCAGCAGCACCACCACCACAUGCACCCCCAGCAGCAGCUGCAGCAGGGCGGACACCCGCCGCAGUAUGUCCCUGGCAACCUCACGUCUCAGCAGCUCAUGGCGAGCAUGCACCUACAGAAACUCAACACUCAGUAUCACGGACACCCGCUGGGGUCGGCCAAUGGUCACCACCUGCCCAACGGGACGCAGUACCGGAUGGGGCCCGCCCAGUUGUCUGGCAUGCAGCACAUCGGCGCGCCUUUCGGGGUGAACGGAACGGACAUGGACCUAAUCGAUGAGGAAGUUCUGACCUCGCUGGUGUUGGAGUUGGGCUUGGAUCGCAUUCAGGAGCUGCCUGAGCUCUUCCUGGGACAGAACGAGUUUGACUUCCUAUCAGACUUUGUGUGCAAACAGCAGUCGAGCACGGUGAGCUGUUGAGGAGAGGAGUGUGGUUUGUUCCACGUGGACAUCCAAAGAGCGACUGAGUGGCCACAGUAGCACAGCAAAAGCAGACAAUCUCUCUGUUCUGUUUGGGUGUUUCUAUGUUUAUGUACAUGAACGCGAUGAGUUCGCCUUCAAACUGACCUGCCUGCUAAACGAAUGGAGAAUUGUAAUGAGUAAAAAACCGGGAAAGUGCCAGGUUUCUGUUUCCUUUAGGCGGAAGCCAGGAAGAUCUGUCGCUUUUGGAUAAAUUGAGGCAUCCAGAUGCAGAUUCUGCCUGUAACAUCUGGCCUUUAGCACAUGUGCCUACAGUACCAAAGCUUUGGGUUAGAUUUCACAAACGCAGUAGGGAACGAUGACCUGAUGAUUCUGAUUCUGUGGCAUUUGUAAAUGUGUCUUAGCUCUGAUUACACCGUCGACUGGUAGCAAACAUCUUACAGUUUAUCACAAGCUAAAAGUCUCCUGGAAACAUUUAUGCAGGAAUGAAGGGAGUUUGAAAUGUUUUUUAUGUAGAUUUUGAAGGCUGGUUCUUCAAAAUGAAAAAGAAAAUCUAAGCAUAUAAAGUAAAGUGAGUAAGGUGAGGUUUGUUAAAUUUCUAAGUGGUUAUUACGGGGUUAUGUUGAAUUGAUUGAGUAAUCAUCUGGAAUUUGUUUGGAGUAAUGUAGAAGUUGAAUAAUUCUUCGGCCUUGACCUUUCACCCCAGCCAGUCAGAAAAUCCCAAAAAUCCCAUUUUUAUUCUGAUCGGUUAAUGCAACAUGUUUUUGCUGCCAGGCUUAUCGCUGAACACUGUUCCACGUUGGAAUUGUUACUGACAACAUGUCGAAAAUGUCUGAGGUUCUUUCAGGCUGUAAAACCUCCAACAGAUAACAGGAAGGCUGAAUUUGGUAACUGAAGAUUUCUCUGUUUUAUUCUUAUAACUUUCAACAUAGAACACACUGGAUUUGGAAAUGUUUGUAACCUUUAGCUUUCUCUGAAACUGCGGUUGUAGUAACGCUAGCGGCGCUGAUUUAGUCAUUCUUUUUAAGCGUUAAAGGUAAUUUCAAAUGUUAACUUGUAAUCAUUUUGUAAAUUAAAAUAGUAAAAGACUGUUUUACACUGACUGAACGCUCUCUCAUACACACACACAGUGUGACAGCGUCUCUGGCACUCCAAUAAAUAAUGUUUGUGGCACUUGAAAGGCUAGAAGGAAUUAUUUAGGAUGAUACUUAUUUGAUAUUUUAUGUCAUUGUUCUUGAAGAAAAAUGGGAAUUGAUUCAAAUUAGCAGAGUAAAACUGAGAUGGGAAAUUGGCUAUGAAAAUGUGAUCGGUGCAUCUUCAGAUUAAAGGUGUUUUCACACAUGAUGGUUUAGUAGACUCGAUUUGAUUGGGGAGCGGCAAAAUUUGUUCCAUGCUGAACUUUCACGCUGCGCUGUGUCAAACAAACCAAACACUUUGAAAAACCUGUUGCCCUCCUCACAUUUGGUGGCGCUGCAUCAAGAACCACUGAAGGAAACAACACAAAAACCUCUGAAGAAGACAUGACAGCAACUUCCUUCUUCAUGAAGUGUAAACAAUAAUGGAGAAGAGUCAGAUUUUAGUGUGGAUUUUUUUUUGGCCACAGAGACCAUGAGUCAUUUCUCCUGCUAGCACUAGACUAGCAUGUUUAUUUUGGUUGAAUUUAUCCAGAAUACCCUGUACCGUGAUCCACUUCCUGCUUUUGUAGGAAUCUCAUAUACAUUCAAACUGCAUCAGAGUUCACUUCCAGUGAACCCAGACCUAGGUUUGUAGAUGGACCAGGGAUUUCUUGUUUGGUUCUAAUCAGAGUUCGAUUAGCAUUCACACCUCCCCAAACAAACUGGACUUUCUAAACAAACGGACUGGAGUUGGAUUAAAGCGGACUGAACAGGACUGGUGGGAAUGAAGCCUAAAUGUAUUAGAUUUACUUCAAUUAUUGUCUUGUCACUGCUACAAGUCGAAUGCAUUUGGCCCAAUACGUAUGUAAGAAUAAAUGUAUAAAAACCAACAAAAACACAAAUUUAUAUUGUAUCUCUAUACAAAUUUGCUAAACAGAAAAAAGCGGCUCAUCACAGACUGCGUCUGUAUGUUUUUAGAGCUUAGUUGUUAUUUUCCCUGUGUGUCUGUGUGUGUACAUCAGUGCAUUUAAAUCCCAAUCUAACGACAUCCACAUCCAAACACCCUGUUCCAUCAGGCAGACCUGAGCGUGUGGACGCAGCGCUUGCUCGCAGCACUUAGCUUAAUCAUUGUUAAAAGCUGCCUCUACCUGUAGAGCCGAUGUGCUGGAGCUCUAGCCAUGUCUUAUAGCUUCGCUUCCUUGGCUGCUCUUCCUGCUGAUCGGAGUUAAACUACACGUUUGUCACGCUUGUCUUAAUUGAGCUGGUUGUGGAUGCUCUCUGAUGACCCAGUCAUUGGAAAACCAACACAUUCUGUGGUGCUUUUUUUCUUUUUCUUUCUCGACAUGUGAAAACCUUCCGCUCUUGCAGGAUCAGUGUCAGAGGUCAGCGCCGCGCCGCAGUAAUCUGCUCCUGCACGGCCGCACUGGCGUCCCCUGUCUGUAGAAAACAAGCCUGCUAGUCAAAAACGGUGACGACCACCUCACUGUCACAACGAUUCUGGCCAUAAACCCAACGGUGGCCUGAUUACUGUAUUGUAUCUUUGUACUGUAGGCUAGAGGUAAAGCUGAUCUGAACACAUUUAAGGUACUUUGGCAGAAAACUCUAAAUCAGUGGCUGAUAUUUGAUGUGCUGACAAGAGAUUAUACCCUUUGUUUUCUUACAGUGUGUAGAUACAGUAGAGCGGUGGUGUAGGGGUCGUGGUCUAAAGCUUUCAAAUGGACUGCAUGUCUUACGUGAGGGAUGCUAUCACCUUUCAACCGAGCUACUGAGAAUGUACAGACCGCCGCGUUGUGGGAACUUGUCUAAAGAUGGUAGAUUAACGUGAGAUUGUACUUCCUGUUCCUACCCAACACCCCUCUCUCCCCCGUUUCUCACCCCUCCCCACUUCCCUGACCUUUUUUAAUGUUAUUGAUUCUAUUUUAAGAAAAUGUAUUUAUUUUCAAAUAAAAUAUUUAUUUAAAAACCA
Molecule: messenger RNA, 3963 nt
Organism: Xiphophorus couchianus (Monterrey platyfish)
Lineage: Eukaryota; Metazoa; Chordata; Actinopteri; Cyprinodontiformes; Poeciliidae
Gene: cited4a
Product: Cbp/p300-interacting transactivator, with Glu/Asp-rich carboxy-terminal domain, 4a
Exons: 2
Coding region: 16-882 (288 amino acids)
Biological process (GO): regulation of DNA-templated transcription
Cellular component (GO): nucleus
Molecular function (GO): transcription coactivator activity
Source: RefSeq, a predicted model, not a curated record